AUGAAUAAGUUGCUGAAAGUACGGGGGAGAUUUGGUGAUACAUUGAACCCCGAGGAUGCAUACUUGAGUUUGACAAGAGAGGACAUGCAAACCCUCAAGAACGACUGGCUCACAGACAAUAUCAUUUCAUUCUGGGAGGAAUACCUCGAACACGAAUUCCUCACCCGUUACAAAUCAUCCAAUAUCAUCCUCCUCCGCCCAAGCAUGUGCUUCAUGAUCCUGCAAACGCCAGACCCCCGAACUCUCCGCGAAGCCCUGCCCGAUUUCAGUCGCGCAACGCACGUCUUCCUUCCCAUAAACGACUGCCGCAACGUCAACGAAGCAGAAGGAGGCACGCAUUGGUCCCUGCUCUUGAUCUCUGUCGUCGACCGCAUCGCUUUCCACUAUGACUCGCUUUACCAAGGAAAUGUCUGGGAAGCAGACACGGUUACUCGGAAAUUCGGAUAUCUCCUCAACAUGCCAAUUCGAUUUAUGCAUUUAAGCGAUUCACCCCAGCAAGACGGGGGAAGUGAUUGUGGCGUUUUCGUCUGCAUGAACAUGCGCCAUCUUCUCAUGAAGCGCUUGCUGCAGGCCAGCGCGCAUGAGAAAGUUAGCAUGAGUCUUGGUGGGAGGAAGGUUGAUGCUCGUGCUUCUAGAAAGGAGAUGGCUAAGAUUAUUGAAGGGUUCAGGAAGGAGGGCGAACGCCGGAGAUCAACGAGCGCAAGUCCUUUGGGCAAGAAAUCGAGAAGUCCCCCUCGUGUCGAUUAA
Messenger RNA from Penicillium nucicola, 747 nucleotides. RefSeq names its product Ulp1 protease family protein. Gene Ontology annotation, molecular function: deNEDDylase activity; cysteine-type peptidase activity. Bases 1 to 747 code for a protein of 248 amino acids. NCBI's taxonomy places the organism in Eukaryota, Fungi, Ascomycota, Eurotiomycetes, Eurotiales, Aspergillaceae. The record is from RefSeq and is a predicted model, not a curated record. Gene Ontology annotation, biological process: proteolysis. The transcript has 6 exons.